This is a messenger RNA of Saccoglossus kowalevskii, 5180 nucleotides long. RefSeq lists its product as uncharacterized. Gene Ontology annotation, biological process: signal transduction. The record is from RefSeq and is a predicted model, not a curated record. Lineage: Eukaryota; Metazoa; Hemichordata; Enteropneusta; Harrimaniidae. Gene Ontology annotation, molecular function: calcium ion binding.
AUGGCUUCAGAAUACAAAGUUGGACAGAGGAUUUUAGUGUUAGCUGAUGGCAAGAACUGGGUACUUGGUGAUGUCUUGGAAGUUGGUAAAAAUUAUGCUUUUAAGGUCCAUUAUGAUGGAUGGGAUGCUGCCUAUGAUGAAGUGAAGAAAUUAGAAGAUUGUUACUGUUGGAACCAAUUUGAAAGUGUCAUGGCUUGGAUGUGGUAUGAUGCAACAGUGUUAGAGGUUGUCAUCCACAGGGUAAAAGUAACUUUUGAUAACUGUCCUGCAACGUUCACAGGUGCAUGGGUGGGAGAUAAUCAAGUCAAACCAGCACCGGACACGUCGCAAUCUAAAGACGGUGAUUAUUCAGUGGGACAGAAAGUAUCUAUCUUUCGAAGCAAGCGAUGGAUUCCGUCAACAGUCGUAGAAAUAGGCUCACCAUUUAUAUAUGAAGUAACCUAUGAUGGCUGGGGUGAUCAGUACGAUGAAUGCGUUAGUCCAGAGAAAUGUAAAUUACGAAAUGGACAAAGAAUUGGUUCGGAUCCAAAAGUGAUCAAGAAAGGCUGUCAAUUAAACAUACUUUGGGCAGAUGGUAACUGGUAUGCAGCGACUGUUUUGAAUGUGGGUGAUGGUGUAGCUAAAGUGCACUGUGAUGGAAUGCCACCUGAGUUAGAUGGCUGGGUCUUUGCUACCCAAAUCAAACCCCUGGAAGGCGUUGCUGGUGCCAAGUCGAACGUAGCCAAGUCUCAGGAUAUACCAGAUCAACCCAGAGGAAAAUUCAAGAAAAUUGAACAUAAGAAAGUUGUAACUGGAGUUGAGAAAUUUGAUGAGACUGACGCUGAGAGUAAAUGGCAAGAAAUGUUGAAAUCAAAGCUUUUACCUCAGGGAACCAUCAAAGAAAUGGAAAGCAAAAUAAAAUCAAGUAAAAAACCAGCAUGGUCAGGCAAACCUCUGCCAUCUGAUGAAUAUGAAGCGAGUAUCGCCGCUACCGACGAGGAUAUGGAAUAUGCGGAAAUGUUGGCCAAGAUAUUAGAAAAACGAGGAAUAAAAGUCACUACUGAUGUUGACAAGGUUCAUGAUUCUAGAGUGUUUGUAGUGAUUUACAGUGACAGUACUGCCAGAGAUGAGAACGUAGUGCGUCAUUUGACAAGAGCCGCUGAGAGAUUCAAUAGUGGUGAAACUAUCAUCGUACCUGUCAUCAGAAGUGGCUGUACACCCAGGGUGUUGGACAAAAUACCUGAUAACAUCGCCUACUCAUUGUCAAACACCAACUUCAUUAAUAUGGCUUCCUUUCAUGAUCCUCUACAAAAAACAUUGCAGACUCGUGUUAAUGAAUUAGCAGAUGUAAUUCGUCAUCAUGCAAGAGAGGAAACUGACUGGAAUUUAACUGGAUUGUGGUGUUGUCAGGCCAUUGUAACCGAUGAGAGAUCUGGUCAGUCACUGGUCAAAGACUUUUUUGUUUUACUUCAACAAGAUGGCACCAAAAUAACUGGUAAAAGUACACAUGAGUGGAAAAUCUCAGGUGAAGUCAAAAACAGUAUUGUAACUAUCAAGUUUGAAUAUCGCGGUGAAUGGACUCAGCACACAGAGGGAACAUGGGAAGAAAAGGAUUAUAUGAUGGUUGGUGAAAUCUCCGCUAUUGUCACUAAUCAAGGGUAUCGUCUAGAGGGAAACUACGCACAUAAAGCUGAUGCAGGGAAUAGUGAAGUGCCUGGAGUAGGGUACCAGAGAUGUUCUCUGGUUGGUUUAUUCAAUGCAACUUUGGAACGCAAUGGUUUGUCUGGUCUUUACCUAUGUGAUUUUGGUGAUAAUGACCCGAGUUAUAUUGGUAUCGUUCAUCUUGGAGGCAAUGAAGUGAUUUUAGAUCUCCCCUGGGCUUACGGUGUCAGAUUUAAUGGUUUCUAUGAUACGAUUACAAAAAACAUCAACAUCACUUCUCCACAUCAGUUUUACUCAUGGACAAUUUAUGGUAUUGUACAAUGUGAUGAUAGUAAGAGCACUGUCAUCAAGGGUCCAUUUUCCUACGUGGAUAGUUCUGGCGUUACCCAGCCAAGUAUAGAUGUAACUAUGAAACGAGAUGAGAUACAUCAGAAGUAUGUGGCUUCUGCAAAGUCACAUGGAGAUGAUGCAAAUCUUAUGAAAAUGUACAAGAUGCAACCGGAAAGAAAACUACCAAUUCCAUUCAUUCCCCAUGUGUACAAACCCAUCACAUCUGAUGAGUUUGCUGUAAUCAUCUGCUGUACCAGUCAUGAAAAAAAACAUGCAGAAAAACUGAAGAAAAACUUAGAAGACAUGGAAGUAACACCGGUCACUCUUGAUCUAAAAAAUGCACAGAAGGCAAGAACAUUGAUUCUACUGUUGUCAUCGCAUACACAGGAAAGCAAAGAGUUGAUUGAUAUAGUUAGUGAAGCAGCUGAGGAAGAGAAACCAAUCUUUAAUAUCGGUCUGGACAGCUGGUUCUCAAUCUUUGGUGAAAAGAACUGGAAGGACCAGGAAUUGAGAGAACAGCUAAUGAAUGCUCUGGCACGAUUGAACCAGACACCAGACACCACUCUGGACAGAAAUCAUUCCAACUUUUACGGCUUGGUUAAAGGAAUUAAAAAAUAUACUCAUCAGCCAAUAUUCUAUCUAACUGGACUAUGGGAGUUGGAAUACAUUGGAGAAAAUACAUCAAGAUAUACUGAUAUUAACGCAGCUUUUAAGAAAGAACCAGAGAUGCUUGGUGGAGAGCCGUAUGAAGGGAAUAUAGAUACACCACCUGCUGGAUCACAAAAAAAGUGUCCAGCUAUCAUCUUUAUUUACUUCAACCAUGGUGCGAAUGAAGUGCUGAGUGCCACUGACUUUGUGACUACUGGUGUGACUGGGUCAUUUGAUACAACUACCUGCACUCUACACAUGACCAGUACGACAGCCAUUUAUGAAUUCCAGAUCAACGCAUCAUCUGAUGUAAUGCUAGGACAUUAUAUCAACAAAGUUACAAAAAGAAAGUACAAAGUAAUGGCAUCUUAUUGUUCUGAUGGUUUGAGUGGUUUGUAUGAAUAUGCCAAUACUAUGAUUGGUAUAACGCAAAGUGGUGAUGGAGUUGGUACAGUCGUGACGUAUGAAGGUGUAUUUCCAGCUACGGUCAGCAAUGGACAACUAGUCUAUCACAUGUCUAUGCCUGCGGAGUAUGGUGGCAGUUCAACUAUAGCAGCUAUGGUAAACGAGUAUGCAGAUGGUAUUCGUCUUGAAGGAUAUAUGUUUUUGAAAAAACAGUUGCUGCCAAGGAUUUCGUUCAGAGCUGUCCAGCGUGUUCACAGAUUGAAUAGAAUUAUAAAGAAAGGAAAUCAAAAGUCGGAAGCUCCACAGAGUGUUCUCAAAUUGGUUGAUAAUUUUUUUAGUUGUCGACAAAAACGAGAUCACAAAGCAGUGAUGAAAUUGUUGUCACCAAUUGCCUCAGACAAUUAUCCUUUAGAUGUAUUUCUGAAAGAAGCGAAAGAUGCAGAGAAGAUGGAAGGAAAGUUAAUCCCCAAAUCUGCCCGAUUGGUCGGUAUACGGGAGAUGUCCUCCGGUGGUCAGAAAAUUGGACAAACUCGAUAUGAAUUUGAUCUUGAUUUUGAAAGAAGAAAGGAUUAUAGAUUCUCUUUUCUCAUUCAAGAUUCAGAUGGUCUUGUUGCAGGACUUGAAAGUUUAGAAGAGGAGGCUGUGAGUCAGCAUUUCAGUGAAUAUGACGUCAUGAUUAGCUAUCGUAGUUGGGAUGCUAGGUGGGUUGAUUUACUACAGGAAUAUUUAGAGAAACAUGGAGUUGUUGUUUGGAGAGAUCGGCGUAUGGAAGUUGGUGUCAACUGGAGUGAAGAUAUCACAAGGGCAGUCAGGAAAUCUGGAUGUGUAAUAAGCUGUAUAUCCGAAAACUACCUAGCCUCAGUCUUGUGCACAAAGGAAGUGCGCAUGGCAACGGAAGUUGGCCGUAGUGUUAUUCCACUUGUAUUACCCGAAACACAGACACCAAAAGGUCAAGGUCAGCGUAUGGUAUCUAGUCACUAUAAAGGGAAACAUUUACCACACAGUGUUGCACAUGAACUGUCAGGAAUUACUUGGAUUGAUUUCCGUGAAGUUUCCAAACUCAAUGAGCCUGAUCCAACAGACUUGAAGAGUUUUGAGAAGAAAUACGGUACACAUCUGCAGAUGCUUGUAGAUACAGUUUGUGAAAUUAAUGGAUUGCAUCGUGUGUCUGAUCUCACAGGUGAAUGGUUAAUAGAGGUAGGUGUUGGUGCAGACAAGGAAGAAGUCAUACUAAAUAUAACAGAGAUGGAUGGGAAUAAGCUGAAUGGAACUCUGACAUUGGUGAAGUUUCGAUGUGUUGAGUUUGAAUUGGAUAACUACUCGUAUUUUCGCGGUUCGUACUUGCGUGUCAGUGGCACUACACGUUUGGGUGUUUUAACACAGACAUUUGUACUAACAGCAACUUUGGCAACUGGUGGAAAUGUGUUCAAUGGAAAUUAUCAAAUGUUUGAAACACCGAUUGAGGUUACAAUUGGAGAGAAGGUGAACAUGGCUCAGCUGAUGAAGUACAAAAAUGUCAAGAAUGGUUGCUACCGACAACCAGCUAAGGGAGUGAGGAAAGGCGUUGGAGCUGAUUUGAGGAAGCAGUUUUUGUCUAAGUUUGAGAGAUGGGCUUUGGACAUGGACAUGGCAAAGGAGAUAAUACCAGAUGAGAAAGAAGUAGAAGAGUUACUGAAGGCUUUCAAUGUCUAUGACAGAGAUGGAAGUUCAGCAUUAGAUUUAGAUGAACUGGAUUUGGCUGUUAGAAUGUCUGGAACCCGGGCCACUAAGAAACAGUUGUUAGAAAUGAUGGAAGAAGUAGAUUUGGAUAAAUCGGGUUAUGUCGAUUUCUAUGAAUUUUUAGAAAUCAUGAAGAAAACUGAUCCAAAAAGAGGAAAAGUGAAGACAAGUAAAGCUACUGGAUGGUUCAGCAAGGGCGUGUUAUCACAAAAAGGUUCGGGUAUAUGUGCCAUCCAGUGAGCCAUUAGUCAGGCUUAUCUAGGUGUUAGUGAGUGAAAGUCCUUCUCUCUUUAAUCAAGAAAGGAGGUAAUAUCGGAUAAAUGGAAUAUCAAAUUUUCCAACCUACAAUAUCAAAUUUAUUAAUUUACAUCACUAUUCAUAUAACAUUUACAUUCACUAAAAUUUAUGUGCUGUUUUAUUGACACACAUUGUAGGCA